Molecule: messenger RNA, 947 nt
Organism: Dendrobium catenatum
Lineage: Eukaryota; Viridiplantae; Streptophyta; Magnoliopsida; Asparagales; Orchidaceae
Product: hypoxanthine-guanine phosphoribosyltransferase
Exons: 4
Coding region: 30-593 (187 amino acids)
Biological process (GO): guanine salvage; purine ribonucleoside salvage; GMP salvage
Molecular function (GO): magnesium ion binding; hypoxanthine phosphoribosyltransferase activity
Source: RefSeq, a predicted model, not a curated record
UCCUGGCCUACGCACUACACUCUGCCUCCAUGUCCAUGGACGCCGACAUCGAGCGGGUUCUUUGGACCGCGGAGGAGAUCGCCGACCGUAUCUCCGCGCUCGGAGCCCAGAUCUCCAAGGACUUCCGGCGAUUCCCGUCUCCCGUCAUCGUAGUCGGCGUCGCCACCGGCGCUUUUCUCUUCCUUGCUGACAUCGUCCGCCAGAUUACUCUUCCAAUCGCGGUAGAUUUCAUCCGCGCUGAGUCCUACGGCUCUGGAACAAACUCAAAUGGCGCUCCCAUCAUCUCCUGUGACCUGAAGCUCGAUAUCAACGAAAAGCACGUAAUUUUGGUUGAAGAUAUUGUAGAGAGUGGUGCCACACUGUCCUGCCUCAUUUCACACUUAAAGUCUAAAGGAGCAUGCUCUAUAUCAGUUUGCACUUUACUAGAUAAGCCUGCAAGAAGGAGAGUUCAUUUUGAGCUUGUUGGUGAUGGAAAAUUUUACUGUGGAUUUGAGUGCCCUGACGAGUUUGUGGUGGGAUAUGGCCUGGACCUUGCCGAGCUUUACAGGAACCUGACGUACAUUGGUGUUCUGAAACCUGAGAAGUACAAUUAAGACUUGGCGCUCCUGUGAAUGAGUUCUAAUGUACUCUCUGGGCAAUGAUUCAAAACCGGCUCCUUAGUCAUAUAGAUUUGAGCUGCGUGCUUAAAAAUUAUGUGAAAUGUCUGGUGAAACUCUUGAAAUGAAAUUGGGAUAUACUAGAAGAUGAUGCAUCUGAGUGUCAACUGUAUUAUUAUUUCAUUUGCAUUGCAAGUUGACUGCACCACUUUUUUGCUAAUUUUUUUGCUUGCAGAGUGUUAUGAUCAUUAUACACUAGAGGAAAAAAAAAGGAUCUCACUUUUCUUUCUUGGGAUUAUGUUUGACAUUGUUGUUAAACAAAAAUAAUUGAAAAUUUUGUGAACAUCUUUA